CCUUACAUGUGUUACAAAUGGCGUGGGUAACGUCAAAAUGGAAUAUUGUCAAAAUUUUACUUAUCGUUUCCAUUUAUUUACUGAUAUCUAGAAAAUGUCAUAUAUUAGGAACUCAAGAUUCUUCAAAGGAAUAUGUGUUUUCACCAAAUGUAAUCCUGCAGGUGCUCGAACAAUCCUGUUUUAUAGGCAUCUCAAAAUCGGCACUUGACCGGGAAGAGAUUUCAAAUGUAUACUCGCUUAUAAAAAAGGCGUUUGCGGAUGAGGAUCUUGUUGUUAUUGGGCUUAUAAAUGCGGAACAUUUUGUUUGGCCAUCAGGAAAGUCAUUGAAGACCAAUGGCGGCAAUCCCAAUGCAAGUCCUGAAAUUUUGUCUUUCCCUAAAAGGGAAGUUGACAGGACAUGUUUAUCUACAGGAAAUUUGGCGAAACCAGACCCAGUGGCUGAAAGCUUUACGGGAAUUAAAACUGUAGAUAUACUUGUUGAAUUUAUUAAUCAAAAAUGUAAUACUUAUCGGACAAAACGUGGUUAUUUAUCUGUUGAAGGCCUUCAUCGACAAGAAAUCCUUAGUUCAUUAUUCAAAGUAAAAGAAAUAUCUGAAUAUGAUAUUAAAAAAUUGCUUACAGAAUCUGAUACUAGAAAAGGUCAAUACUGUAGCAAAAUUGACUGUAGAAGAGAAAUCAAUAAAAUUUCAUCUCUUGAAGAUUCAGAAAUGAGGUUAAAGGGUGAGAAAACAAAAGCUGGAUAUAUGAUAGCUUCUGCCGAUCUUGAACAUUUGCUCAAUUUCAAAGAUGAAGAGCUCAAUAUAGCAAAGUGUGAGCAUGCGCCUUUACCAUCCAAAGAUAAAUUCUUUCAUGAAUAUUUAAAAAGAUCAAAACCAGUAAUUUUCAAAAAUGCUAUAACUCAUUGGCCAGCAAUGAAAAAAUGGACAAAUGAAUAUUUUAGAACACAUUAUGGUGAUAGGUUAGUUCAUAUUAAGCUUACACCUCUAGGUAAACUAGAAGGUGUUGACUUUGCAUCCAAUUUUGAAAAUUAUAAUGACUUUAACAUUCCACCUGUAGUGAAAGAACAAUUACUAUUUCCAGAUUUAGUUGUUGUUCGACCUGCAGAAGCAAAUAUGAAUUUUUCAACAUUCAUAGAUACUUAUGAAUCUGUAGCCAAUGGGAGCAGGAGUAAAUUUUCAGCAUAUCUAGAGUACUCGUCCAUUUCUGACAUAAUGCCUGAGUUGCAAGAUGACAUAAUAGAGAUGCCUUUCAUGCAGAAAACACUUCGUUUAGAGCAUCUGAAUAUGUGGCUGAGUGACGGGAAUACACUAGGAAAGUUACAUUUUGAUCCUUUUGACAAUUUUCUCUGUCAGAUAAGUGGACGGAAGCAGGUGAUUAUGUUUGAGCCCCAUGACAACACAGCAUUAUAUGAGGCACAUAUCCCCGAGGCAAAGCUUACAUACAAUUCAACCAACAAUACAUUCCACAAAAAACGAUUGGUAGACACAUCAGCAAUGGUCAUGUCUCCAGUAGAUAUAAUUAAUCCAGAUCUUGAGAGAUUUCCAUUGUUUGGAAAAGUUCAUCCAUUGAACUGUACAAUAGAUGAAGGUGAUGUUUUAUUCAUGCCAGCAUUCUGGUGGCAUGAGGUACAGUCAUAUCCAAACUUAAAACAAGGACGAAACUUGGCUGUUAACUUCUGGUAUGAACCAUUUCUUCAGAAGGAAUUUCCAUGCCAAGACUGCAAGCUAGAUAUCCAUCCAAAAUAUAGACAUCUUCUAUAGUGAUCUAUAGAAACAAGUUCACAUCAGAUUUUGUAAAUAUCAUCCCAAAUAUCAUCCACAAAGCCAUGUUCACAUACAGAUGAUUAUUAUCCAGAAUAUUGCAUUAAUAUCUAUAAAUGUUCAU
Molecule: messenger RNA, 1884 nt
Organism: Ruditapes philippinarum (Manila clam)
Lineage: Eukaryota; Metazoa; Mollusca; Bivalvia; Venerida; Veneridae
Exons: 4
Coding region: 18-1760 (580 amino acids)
Molecular function (GO): 2-oxoglutarate-dependent dioxygenase activity
Source: RefSeq, a predicted model, not a curated record